AUGGACGGAUUCAACGGCCAUCGCCCCUGUCGUUACCUGAUCUGGGGCAAGGGAGGAUGGGUUGCUGGUCAUCUCGAGUCGCUCCUCCGCCGCCAGAGCAAAGACGUCCAUGUUACCGGCACGCGCAUGGAGGACCAAAGCGAAGUUUGCAAAGUCCUCGAUAAUGUGAAGCCUACUCAUGUCAUCAACUGUGCGGGCAAAAACGGUCGUCCGAAUGUUGACUGGUGCGAAGACAACAAGAUCGAGACGAUCCAAGCAAACGUGCUAGGUACACUCACCUUGGCGAACGAGUGCUUCAAACGUGACAUCCAUAAUAUUGUCAUGGCGACGGGCUGCAUAUACGCCUCGGAUUAUACUCUGGACAAAACUCGUCUCACCAGCCAGCCAUUCAUCGAGACCGACCGUGCCAACUUCGAGGGCAGCUUUUACUCUUACGCAAAGUCUCGCGUUGAGGACAUCCUCAAGGUCUACCCCAACAUCCUAGUCCUGCGCCUUCGUAUGCCAGUCUCUGAUGACCUCCACCCACGCAACUUUGUCACCAAGAUCAUGCGCUAUGCUCAUGUAGUGAACGUGCCAAAUAGCAACAGCAUUCUACACGACUUGUUGCCCCUGAUCGUGCCGUUGGCAGAAAGCCGCGUGACGGGCGUACUGAACUUCACGAAUCCAGGCGCAAUCAGCCACAACGAGGUUUUGACGCUGUACAAGGAGAUUGUAGAUCCGUCCUAUAUGUGGAAGAACUUUACAUUGGACGAGCAAGCCAGGGUGAUAAAAGCGGACAGGAGCAACUGCGAGCUGGAUUGUUCGAAGUUGAUGGGGUUGGUGAAGGGGUUCCAGGGUCAAGGGUACGAUGUGAAUGUGCCGCGUAUCCACGAGGCAUACAGCAAUUGUUUCAUGCGGAUGAAGGAAGGGAUGCAGAUGCGCGAGGGUGCUACGAGCCCCGGAGCGUAG
Baudoinia panamericana UAMH 10762 is the source of this 948-nucleotide messenger RNA. RefSeq lists its product as uncharacterized. Gene Ontology annotation, cellular component: methionine adenosyltransferase complex. NCBI's taxonomy places the organism in Eukaryota, Fungi, Ascomycota, Dothideomycetes, Mycosphaerellales, Teratosphaeriaceae. Gene Ontology annotation, biological process: S-adenosylmethionine biosynthetic process. Gene Ontology annotation, molecular function: methionine adenosyltransferase regulator activity. The record is from RefSeq and is a predicted model, not a curated record. The transcript is spliced from 2 exons. Bases 1 to 948 code for a protein of 315 amino acids.